Glycine soja is the source of this 841-nucleotide messenger RNA. RefSeq names its product auxin-induced protein 10A5-like. NCBI's taxonomy places the organism in Eukaryota, Viridiplantae, Streptophyta, Magnoliopsida, Fabales, Fabaceae. The transcript has a single exon. Gene Ontology annotation, biological process: response to auxin. Bases 338 to 619 code for a protein of 93 amino acids. The record is from RefSeq and is a predicted model, not a curated record.
AGCAUUAGGUUUCACCUGUAAAUCUGUUGUUAGCCAUUAUCUCAGAAGUUGGUGGGGUAUUUACCCAAAUUAACUUCCUAAUCCUUGAAAGAGAUCUCUGAGACAAUACCAUGUGAUCCCUUGUCUCUCGGUGGACUCCAUCUUAGCCCCACCAAAUAUCAUUCAUUGUGGUAUUUGGAUUGCAGAGGCAAUUGGCAACUAUAUAUACAAUAUUUCUUCGGUACUCAAGCAACACAAGUCAUUGUAUUCCUAAAGUAUAAGAAUUCCAAUAUUUCUUUAUCAUACAAGUCCUUUGGCAUCAGUAUAAUAUAUUUGUUGAGUGGAGCAAUAGACAACAAUGGGUUUCCGCAUAGCAGGUAUUGUUAGACGGGCUUCAUUUUCUACAACCCAAGCAGCCACCAAGGGAGUUGAAGUACCAAAAGGCUAUCUUGCAGUCUAUGUUGGAGAUAAGAUGAAGCGAUUUGUGAUUCCAGUACCAUACUUGAACCAACCUUCAUUUCAAGAAUUAUUAAGUCAAGCAGAAGAAGAAUUUGGAUAUGAUCAUCCAACUGGUGGUCUCACAAUUCCAUGUCAGGAGGAUGAGUUCCUAAACGUCACCUCUUGCUUGAAUGAGUUGUAAAUCAUGCUAAUGGAGACGUAGAUUAGAUUAGAUGAGGCAAAUUUGUACAGAAGGCACUUUCUUUUUGUUGUAAAGAUUUUCCAAUUGGUUCUCUUGUAUAAUUCUAUCGGAAGUUGAAACUUGUUGCUUGAAUUAAAGUGCAACACACGACAUUGUUUAAACACUUUUUGCUUUUGCCAAAUCUCAAUGAAUUCUAAUAUAUACAACAGUUUCCUUAUCAAA